Cyphellophora europaea CBS 101466 is the source of this 1158-nucleotide messenger RNA. Its product is annotated as S-(hydroxymethyl)glutathione dehydrogenase. The transcript is spliced from 7 exons. Bases 1 to 1158 code for a protein of 385 amino acids. Lineage: Eukaryota; Fungi; Ascomycota; Eurotiomycetes; Chaetothyriales; Cyphellophoraceae. Gene Ontology annotation, biological process: formaldehyde catabolic process. Gene Ontology annotation, cellular component: cytosol. Gene Ontology annotation, molecular function: zinc ion binding; S-(hydroxymethyl)glutathione dehydrogenase [NAD(P)+] activity. The record is from RefSeq and is a predicted model, not a curated record.
AUGUCCGCCGACACAGUAGGAAAGACCAUCACUUGCAAGGCCGCCGUCGCCUGGGAGGCUGGCAAGGACCUUUCGAUCGAGGACAUCGAAGUAGCCCCACCUAGAGCCCACGAGGUCCGCAUCCAGAUUCAUUACACUGGCGUCUGCCAUACCGCAACAGAUGCAUACACUCUAUCGGGCAAGGAUCCCGAGGGUGCUUUCCCCAUCGUUCUAGGACAUGAGGGUGCAGGUAUCGUCGAGUCUGUUGGCGAGGGUGUGACCUCGGUGAAGCCUGGCGACUAUGUCGUGGCCCUUUACACCCCCGAAUGCAAAGAGUGCAAGUUCUGCAAGUCUGGCAAGACCAAUCUGUGCGGCAAGAUUCGAGCGACUCAAGGUCAGGGCAAGAUGCCCGAUGGAACUUCGCGCUUCAAGUGCAAGGGCAAGGACCUGCUGCACUUCAUGGGCACCUCGACCUUCUCCCAGUAUACCGUCGUUGCUGACAUUUCCGUUGUCGCCAUCGACAAGUCCGCCCCCAUGGACCGCACCUGCUUGCUCGGCUGCGGUAUCACUACCGGCUACGGCGCCGCGGUCAUUACAGCGCAGGUUGAGAAAGGUUCCAACGUCGCUGUUUUCGGCGCGGGCUGCGUUGGUCUGUCAGUCAUUCAGGGCGCAGUCAAACAGGGAGCUGGCAAGAUCAUCGUGGUCGACGUCAAUAACAAGAAGAAGGAAUGGGGCACCAAGUUCGGCGCCACCGACUUUGUCAACCCUACCGAACUCGGCAAGCAGACUAUUCAGGAAAAGCUCAUUGAGAUGACUGAUGGCGGCUGUGACUAUACCUUUGACUGCACGGGCAACGUCCAGGUUAUGCGAGCGGCUCUUGAGGCCUGCCACAAGGGCUGGGGUCAGUCCAUCAUCAUUGGCGUGGCUCCCGCAGGCGCAGAGAUCUCCACGAGACCAUUCCAGCUCGUCACGGGUCGCCAAUGGAAGGGCUGCGCGUUCGGCGGCGUCAAGGGCCGCACUCAGCUUCCUGGCCUUGUCAAGGACUGGCAGGAGGGCCGUCUGAAGGUGGACGAGUUCAUUACUCACCGGCAGCCACUGGACAAGAUCAACGAUGCGUUCCACGAUAUGCACGCAGGCGACUGCAUCCGCUGUGUGGUGGACAUGGGUGCGCAGAAGUGA